GAGGAUAAACAGAGCGAUUCUGUGCGCGCUUAUGAGAAGCGAGUUCCGCUCCCGUUCAGCGGGAUUUAUUCGUGGGUGUGUAUGUGUUUCCACAGGGGUUUGCUACCGCAGGUUGAAAAGGAAGUGUUGCAGCGCAGCCCCGUGUAUGUAUAUUCGGAAGUAAGCCCCGCUGCGUUGAAUGGCUCUUCCCUCUUCAUCUCUGGUUUAGGAAUGCAGCCAGGCAGCCUUAUUAGCCAGUUCUACUCAGGAGUAAGGCGAUGCGGGUGGCGCUAAACCACAGAGCCUAGGGCUUGCCGAUCAGAAGGUCGGCGGUUCGAAUCCCUGCGACGGGGUGAGCUCCCGUUGCUUGGUCCCAGCUCCUGCCAAUCUAGCAGUUCAAAAGCACGUCAAAGAGCAAGUAGGAUAAAUAGGAAGGUAAACGGAGUUUCCGUGCGCUGCUCUGGUUCGCCAGAAGUGGCUUAGUCAUGCUGGCAACAUGACCCGGAAAAUCUGUCUGCGGACAAACGCCGGCUCCCUCUGCCUAUAGAGCGAGAUGAGCACCGCAACCCGAGUCGUCCGCUACUGGACCUAAUGGUCAGCGGUACCUUUACUCUCAGGAGUAAGUCGUAUUGAAUUGAAUGGGGCUUACUCCUGGGCAUGUGGGGCUUGGAUAGCAGCCUUAAUUUCCUCUUUCACCAGCAUGCCUUCGCAGAGUCGUCCGCGACUGGACCUAACAAUCAGGGGUACCUUUACCGUACCUUUAAGUAAUCAUUGGCGGUUGUACCGAGUGCUCCGUACCGGCAGAUGGCGCACUCACGCAAUCCUUCAGUACUGUUCACGCGAAGAGCAAGAAUUUCCCAGCUUGUCCGCAAACUAAGUCACCCGGUUUCUUUCCCGUCUCGAUGGUAUACUAACGUCUUGUGACCCGGAUAAGGCGGGAGCUGAAGCCUCACAUCCCGCAACGGCAAACGAUGAUUGGCCAAGAGCUGUAGCCGGUGCUGCUGGAGGAUUGGUGGUUGAAGGAGACGGGCAAGGGAGAGAUGAGGAGCGUGUGUGGGAAUGAACUGCCGGGACUUGGCGGCUGCUGAGGUGACCGAGAAAGGAGUAUUACCGGCAGGGCGAGACGAGUGACUAUGGAACAUUUGCAUUCCAUCAAACUGAGGUGGUUAGCUAACAAGAUUGUGGAAACCCUAAAUUGUUCCAGAUGAUUUACUGGAUUAAGCACCUACUUAGAGUGAUAUUUGAGCAAGCAGCAUUGACUAUGGAAUCAUUGCUUUGGUCUAGUAAGCCUUAUGGUCGCGAUAGAAGUAUCGUAAGGAAAAUUGGCACCAACCUCUCACUGAUACAAUGUCCAAGAGUUCAGUUUCAGCUUCCAUCUCAGUCUGCAGAAGGCAGUAAUUCUAACCCACUGAGAGAUGAUGGAGUGGCCUCCCUUGCAGAUGUGGGGUGGGUUGCUGAAGAAGAAAGUGAAGUCUUUACACGGCUCAGGUCAGACGUUUGGUCAAAAUCCCAAACAUAUCCUAGAGGUGAAGGCUGCUCAGGAAGAGAUCCAAGUGUUCAAGUACCUUUGCCAAAGCCGUUGCAAGAAAAAGAAGACUCCAAGAUUGCUGUGGCCACAAAUGAUGAAGCUCUGCAGAAAAUCAGUGUGCUAGAAAAUGAACUUGCCAGUUUAAGAGCGCAAAUAGCCAAAAUCGUAAGCGUACAAGAACAGCAGAAUAUGACAGCAGCUGGAAUAAGUUCUGCAGCAUCUGUUCCUGCCCUAGCAGGAGUGCCAGCACCGCCCCCACCGCCACCGCCCCUUCCACCUCCACCACCGCUCCAGCAAAACACUUCUGCCAUUGAUCUUAUUAAGGAGCGCAAAGGGAAAAGAGUAAACUCCGGACGGACUUUUAUAGAUGAUGAUUCAAAGAAGCCUGAAAUACCAAACAUGCUAGAUAUUCUCAAAGAUAUGAACAAUGUAAAGCUGCGAUCUGUGAAAAGAACAAAUGAGAGCACCAAACGAAAAGCAGCCGACCCAACAGAUCCUGCCGCACUAAUAGCUGAAGCUCUUAAAAAGAAAUUUGCUUAUCGAUACCGAAGUGACAGCCCAAGUGAAACUGAGAAACAGGCUCCUGAAUCUGACACCAGGCUGUUUGGGCCACACAUGCUGAAGCCUACAGGAAAAAUGAAGAAUCUAAUUGAAAACUCUUAAGCGGGGGGGGGGGGAUUACCUCACUACAAAAGGACUUUCUACAACUAUUUCUGCUUUGUUGAGAAAUGAGGUGUCUUGUUUUUUUAAAAAAAUCCAGGGGCCUGAGUAAUAGGUUUAAGAAUAUAAAUAUUGUAUUGUGGUAACACAGCUUUUUAGUACAGAAAUGUCAAUCUGGUAUUAGAGUAUUAAUAUACAAUACUGUGUAAGAAUGACUGACACUCUUAAACACAACAUGUGUACAAUAAUUAAGUUUAAGUUAUUAUAGUUCCAGUGCAAUAACUGGUAUAAUGUAAGGGGAAUUUUUAAUGACUUAUUUUUAGUUUGUUACACAUUAAUUUUGAACUACGUUUUGCAUUUAGAAAUCUCAUGCUGUGUUUUCAGCUUCUUUAAAUGAAGCACUCAGACUUUACUAAAGCUACUCUACCUCUCAAACAAUAACCUUGAAGGAGGCAUGGCUUUAAAAACCUUAUUUAUUCUCCAGCAAUACAAACUUCAAAAUUUAGUAAUUAUCUUUCAAUAAAGCACCUCAUUUUUGCUUCAAAACACAUGUUGCAUUGCGGCAUAUUUAUAGGCAAUAAAUUAACCAAAGUUUGGACUUUAUUUUUGUACAGGACUAAACAUUAUAACUGCAAUAGAAGUAAUGCUGCAUAUUCUGUGUUAGGAAACUAGGGCAGAAUAUAUAAUUUACCAAUGGAAUGAUAAGCAGGGCUUCUUCACCUCAGACCUUAAACUGUAAGGUUACAGAGCCUGGGUUGUAUUUUUCUUCUUAUUAGUUGUUCUCUUAUGAUCAUUCUUGUCAACAUCUGCAGUAUUUGUCCCAGCAACUUGACAGGUACCAAGUCCAGUCAGUUCAGUAGGAGUUUGCACUUUUACAGGGAACAAGCAACUGAAGA
Molecule: messenger RNA, 3063 nt
Organism: Zootoca vivipara (common lizard)
Lineage: Eukaryota; Metazoa; Chordata; Lepidosauria; Squamata; Lacertidae
Gene: MTFR1
Product: mitochondrial fission regulator 1
Biological process (GO): aerobic respiration; mitochondrial fission
Cellular component (GO): mitochondrion
Source: RefSeq, a predicted model, not a curated record